GCCGCAUUUACAGUUGCACGGAGCUCUAUUGCAUCACCCCGAGCGCGGUGUCGAAUAUUUGGACUCUUUCGUGUAGCCGACCGAAUGAGCUGAUAAUGCAUAACAGAAUUCCAAGUUUCUUGGCUGCCAAACUUGGAAUGGCGCGAUCCCGUGGAAUUCCUCACAUUGUAGCAUGCGGCUUUGUUUGGGCCUAUUGUGUUUUUUGUCCUGGUCUCGACUGGUCUCGAUAUUGCCUUUGGAAGAAAACGACAGCGAAUAGAAAUCCAUGACCUCCACCUGGCUGCGGAGCUGGGAAAGACGUUGCUGGAGAGGAACAAGGAGCUGGAGGACUCCCUGCAGCAGAUGUACAUAACCAACGAAGAGCAAGUGCAAGAAAUUGAGUACCUGUCAAAACAGCUGGAAGUCCUCCGGGACAUGAACGAACAGCACGCCAAAGUGUACGAGCAACUGGAUGGUACGGCGAGAGAGCUCGAACACACCAACCAAACACUCGUGAAUGACAGCAAGACCUCGCGGCAAAAGAUCGAGGGGUUAACGGGGACCAUUGAGGCUUUGCAGAAUCAGGUGGAGUCCCUGUCAAGACAGGUGGAGCAGUUGCGCUCCGUGGAACAGCUCAGAGUCAAGCGGGAGAAGAGGGAACGACGCAAGACCAUCCACUCCUUUCCUUGUCUGAAGGAGCUUUGCACAGCACCCAGGUACGAAGAUGAGUUUGUGGUGGGCAGGCCUGAAAGCUUUACUUUGGAGCCGAAGCAUCAGCCAUUCGAAGAGGAGAACAAGCACCUGAGAGAGGCGGUGUCAGCUCUGCGAGCGGCCAUUCGGACAGAGCGGGGGCGCCGAGAAGGUGUGGAGAAGGAGUGCAACCUGCUCCUUGCAGACUUCUCGCGCCUGCAGGCACGUGUGCAGGAUGCUGAGAGUUGUCAGGCAAGGGUGCGGGAGUUGGAGGUGGAGCUGCAGGAGCUGCAACAGCUACGCCGCACCCGAACUUUCCUUCUUGGGAACGACGAUGACGUUGUAACCCUGACCCAGACCGUCCUCAAUAGCACCCCGGAGACCGACACCUUCCUUGAGGGAGAGGUCGGCGAGACAGGAGGAGGUGUGAGGGAGGAGGCGGACGGUGUCACCGGUGCGCACGGGGAGGCUCUCCCCGAGUCAAACCCUGUGAGGAAAAGCUGUAGCGACACAGCACUCAAUGCCAUUGUCGCCCGGGAUGCGUCUGGCCGCAGGAGAGGGAGCUACGCACUUCACGCCAACAGUGUGAGGAAGAGAGGCAUGUCCAUCCUCAGGGAGGUGGAUGAGCAGUACCACGCUCUACUGGAAAAAUACGAGGAGCUGCUGGGGAAAUGCAGGCGCCAUGAGGAAAGCCUUUGCCACGCGGGUGUCCAGACGUCCCGACCCGUCUCUCGAGACCCUUCCAUGAAAGACUGCGCUAUGGGCCACGCCCCUGCCCCUGCCCCUCCGCCGACUCCCACCCAGUCGCCUUCCACGCCAGAAGCCAUCGAGAUGAUCGGCAAGCAAGUGGAGGCGGUGGAUAAGCGUCUGGGACAGAACGCACCGGAGUACAAGGCUCUCUUCAAGGAGAUAUUUUCUCGUAUCCAGAAGACCAAAAUGGAUAUUAAAACUAGCAAAUCUGCAAAGUCCAGCAAAUCUAGCAAAUCGGGCAAAUCUAGUAAAUAGCGACGUGUCUCGCUCGAGGGGACAGUUGUCGUACAAUAUCGGUGUUUAGUGCUUCUGCACUGUGAAACAUACACACACCACCCGACGCAAGUAUAGUUCGCUGUCAAGACACAUCCAUCCAUUGUCUACGUCACUUGUCCUCAUUGCGGUCGCAGAUGAGCUGGGGCCGAUCCCAGCUCGCUGUGGGCGAGAGGCGGGCUAUGCCCUGUAUAGGUCGCCAGCCAGUCGCUGGGCACGAAUGGACAAACAACCAUUCAAACGCACAUUCAUACCUAUGGACAACUUACAGCCUUCAAUUAACCUGACGCAUGUUUGGGACUGUGAGAGGAAGCCGGAGUCUGAGGCUAACCAAUAGCUCUCAGAACGCAUUGCAAACUAAAAAAGUCUAUUUCAAUGUGUUGGCUACAAUACAAGAAUAGGAGUAGUACAGUAUAGUAUAUUCAAAUCUUUAGUCACACUUAGUCUUACAACUAGAAUGCCAUUGAGUCCUAAAUCCUUCUUUCGAUCUGUACCAUCAAUACUGGCAUGUUGCAUUAUGCCAGAAUCGUAGCGUUAAGUUUCUUACCUUACAAAUUGAGAAAACCAAUUAAUAUUUUGGAAAAUGCGACGUAAUUCUAACAAUGAAACAACGUCAUAAAACGUGGAAUGGCACUCGGUGGAACACAGACCUCUGCCGACAUUGAAAUGUUAACAAGAUCAGAAACGCAGCUACAGGAUAGACAAGGGGAAGUCAAAACGUAACGAGCCCAAUUUAAUUUCACCUACUAAUAAAUAGUUUGAAUUUUAAAUACUUGUUUGAAAGUUUUGUUUAAGCCUGUGCUGUUGCAAAAUGUGUAUGGGGAAGCUGCAAUCGGCAAAAAAGCGGGUGUCUGACUAGUCCGGGGAUAAACCGCUCAAGAUGGUCUGCCACUCUUUUGCUUGUCGCUGAGGACACCUCCUGGACACCCGCUUUUUGACUUCACCGUAGCCUAUUAGAGCUUCCCCACACACAUUUGAACCAUGAACAUAAAAAAAAAAAAAUCAAUCACUCAAUCAUUAGUAGUUUCAAUUAAAUUGAGCUCAUUACUUUUUGAUUGCCCCUUGUAUAUUCCACGCCACGGUUGUGGUUUCAGCAAUUAGCAGCGUGCGGUCGGACUUGAACAAAGCAGAAGUUGGCAACUACAAAUCAUAACCUGUGCUACAGAGAGAGCAAUGUACCAUAUUUUUAACUCAUUCACUGCCAGCCUUCCCAGUUAACAUGGCUAUUUUACUUCUAAAGCCGUCAAUGGCAGUGAAUGUGUUAAGUGCUUCUAUACUCACUGAAACUGCAAAAAGGGAAAAUAAUUCCUCAGAAAAGGGGGAAAAAAAAAACAGUGAAGCACUUUGUUAUUAAUAGACAACUGUAAUGACAUACAUUAAGGAAUAGGCAAUCGCAAUAGGAACAAGACGAUGGGACAAUUUUCAUUCUGUUCCCAUUUGAAACCUUUCUGCAAGUCCCAUGGAAAUCAGAUUUGGCAAUUUUGCGUAAUCCUUAUACUUACAAACCAACGACGCUCAUUCAAACACCUUCUCAAAUGAUCGGUUUUGCUCUUUUAUCCACGCGCAAAAAAAAUGGAUGUUUCGAAAAAUAAAAGUUUUGCCCAAAAUAAUUUGUCGUCAUGCAUAAGGGUGUCAAUGAAUAAAAGUCAACAUCAAAUUAUAAACCAGGGAUGAACUAAACUGAAGCAACAUGUAAACUCACUUUUGCUACUCUACUGUGGGAUGCUGGCUUAAGUGCCCUUUAGAUAUACAGGGGUCCUCGUUUUACGACAGCCUGAAUUUGUACGUACGACGCCUUCCAAUGUGCACUCGCCUACAUUAAUGCAGUCGUAAAGUCACAAUUACAGUAAAUGUUUGUUGAAACGGCACUUUUAUACAGCAGUCAAAUGAAAGACUACAACUUUUUGGGGCGCUGUCCGGGAAUCAAACGCGCGCCUUCUGCAUGGAAGUUAUCAGCAUGUGCCACUACACUACCAGUGUGUUUGCUUCUGUAAUGCUCGUGUGAAAAGAAUGUGACGAACACUCCCGCUAAUUGCGUCCAUGCUGCUGCCUUGGAGAAAUGCCGCGCAGGAUCAUCUUUGCAGAUUUGACUAUGCCUUGGCAUCAACACCUACGAACAAGGUUGAAGUGGAGCUACGGCGAUAACAUCUUAGUCCAUACUCGUCACGUGAGAAUCUCCACACGUGACGAGAAAAGCAAUCGCCAUGUGUUCUUACUGGUUUUAUAGCACGGUGUAUCUGAGAUGACCUACAGCACACCACUGACCAGCUCCUCCCCGAAACCAGAUCGGUCUUAGUACCAAGACUGACCUGUGCCACUAACUCAUACUAACAGCCUGAAAAUACAAAGAAGAAGAAAGAGCACUGUGGGCUGACUGCUAGCUUUUCUGGUAUUAGCGUUUCAAACUCUUGUCUUUUCUUGACUCUGCUGUCUGCAACCAGGUCAGCACUGCAAGUUAGACUGUUCUCAAAUUCAAAUUCAGUCCAAAGUUUCGUGUGUUCAUUUGUAACCAACCCUAACCUCAGAAUCAUAUGGUGUUAGAACCUCUUUUCAUUCAAUAAUACACUAUAUACAUGUAUUAAUGCCAUACUGUGACUAUUUUAAUCAACUAUCUACAUAAUGUAAAGCAGUAGCCCCUUGAAGACAAUUAACUAUUCACAACCCCCCCCCCCCCCCCCCCCCCCCACACACACACACACAAAAAAAGCGCAUUAUUGCAUUAUACCACAUUAUUUCCUUCUAACAACAUUUAACAAUAGGAAUGUUGAAAGCAGGGCUUUGUCUUAACACGUGCAGCCUUCCAAAUCAAACUAUCCUUGAAAAAUCUUUUGAUGAUUGAAGGACUUUGGGGGGAUUGUGAUUGCCUUUGUAUAUUAUACAUUUUGCUUGAAUGAAUGUUUUUGCCAUGUUGAACACAAAACCCGCAAAUGUUUUCUUCAUUCUGUUAAUAAAAUCGGAGAUUAGGGAAACCUUGCAGUCGAUAGAACAGGAUAACUGUGGUAUAUCAAGUGCAUUUUAAGCACUGUUGACCCAGUUAAAUGCAUUUAGAGAAAUAUCAAUGCCUAACGACAAGCUUUUUGUCAGUGUUUUUGUUUUGUCCUUUGCACUUGGAAUCAUUCAGUGCCUCUUUGCAUUUUUGGGAGUGGAAAUGUACCUUUUUACCAACACAAUGUCAUACUACGUAUAUAUGAAUUGCUUUACCUUUACUAUAAUCCAUGUGCUUGAUUAUUAUUGAGACUCAUAUUUUAGAUUGGUCUUGUCAGUCAAUAUUCAUGCCAUUGUCGCUCAACGAAGGUCUAUUGGUAAUAAAGCCUUACACUGCGUU
Molecule: messenger RNA, 5017 nt
Organism: Phyllopteryx taeniolatus (common seadragon)
Lineage: Eukaryota; Metazoa; Chordata; Actinopteri; Syngnathiformes; Syngnathidae
Product: cerebellar degeneration-related protein 2-like
Exons: 6
Coding region: 343-1674 (443 amino acids)
Source: RefSeq, a predicted model, not a curated record